AUGAACAUGACAUCUUAUCAGAGUCUGGAUGCAAUACAGUACUGUUUCCCAUCUGUAAAAGGAUCAUGUAUCAGAAAUAGCCUUCCUGCAACUGCUAAAGUUGUGUUAUACACAUUAGUAGUGGGACUCAUAACAGUGGUUGUUAGCGGUAAUCUUUUGGUGAUCAUCUCUGUCGCCCAUUUUCGACAGCUGCACUCUCCUACCAACUAUUUAACACUUUCUUUGGCAGUUACUGAUUUGUUUGUAGGCCUACUUGUUCUACCCUUUAGCAUGGUAAGAUCCAUUGAAACAUGUUGGUAUUUUGGCAAUACCUUUUGUAAAAUCCACUCUACCUUUGAUAUUGCUGUUACAUCAGUUUCUGUGUUUCACCUUUGUUUUAUUGCCAUCGAUCGUUACUUUGCUGUUUGUGAUCCUCUCCGUUAUUCUUCAACAAUCACUUUUUCUGUAACUGCGAUAUUUGUGACAAUUUGCUGGGCAGUACCUGCAAGCUUCAGUUCUUUUAUCAUUUUUACUGGCAAGAAUUCAACAAAUAAUAUUUUGACUUCAGGUUACUGUGAAGGGUUUUGUAUGAUAAUAUUUGAUGAAGUAUGGGGAAUAACGUCACCUCUAGUUACUUUCUUUCUUCCUGAUUCAAUAAUGAUAGUUAUUUAUGUUAAAGUUUUUGUUGUGGCUAGCAGUCAUGCUAAAGUUAUCAGCAGCAUUACAGACAGAAAAACUUCUGUGAAAAAACAACAUGCCAAAAGCAUGAAAGAAGCCAACAAAAAAGCCAUUAAAACCUUAGCAUUAAUAAUGGGCGCAUUUGUCAUGUGCUGGUUACCUUGCAUGGUAAUUCUAAUGAUCAGUAUUUGUUUUAAUGACUUAAUUCCAACAGUUGUUUUUGAAAUAGUUAACUGGUUAGCAUAUUUUAAUUCUGCAUGUAAUCCUAUGAUUUACGGUUUAUUUUAUCCUUGGUUUCGAAGAGCUUUCAAAACAAUUUUGACUGGCAAAAUAUUCCGUAUAGCAUCAUCUACUACUAACCUCUUCCCUGAACAUGACUAA
This is a messenger RNA of Protopterus annectens (West African lungfish), 1038 nucleotides long. RefSeq names its product trace amine-associated receptor 4-like. The record is from RefSeq and is a predicted model, not a curated record. The coding region runs from base 1 to 1038 and encodes 345 amino acids. Gene Ontology annotation, biological process: G protein-coupled receptor signaling pathway. NCBI's taxonomy places the organism in Eukaryota, Metazoa, Chordata, Ceratodontiformes, Protopteridae. The transcript has a single exon. Gene Ontology annotation, molecular function: trace-amine receptor activity. Gene Ontology annotation, cellular component: membrane.